CUUGAAUUUUGCUUAAAGCAGUAUUUCACGGUGGCUACUUACUUCAUUAUUGCUGCCAGUCAUACGUGUAAUGGGCUAAGUUCAAUUACCUCGUAAAUUGUACUUGUAUAUAGCAUCUGGGUAGUUAGCAAAAAUCAUAAAUUUGUUGUGGUAAUAGCUGUGUCUUUAAUGAGUUCAUUAUUAUUGAUGAUUAAUGCUAUUCCUUUUGUUAAUUUUUUAUUGUGUCCAAAAUAAUAUUUUUUAAGUUAAAUAAGUUAAUCAGAAUCGAUUAGCGGUAUUAAUUCUAGACUAAGUCUAAUCAAGCUUAGUCGCACAAAUAUUUACAAAGAAACGGUAUAAAAAUGCAACAUUUUUUAUUUCAGUGCAAAACGCUGACAGGGUUUCUCUGUACAAUAUCGUUUUCAUAAUACACGUUGUGUAUCCAGCGAGUAUCCCUCACAAGGACGUGAAAUUUACCCUGACAUCGUUGAUGGAAUCGGCAUUACCAGCCAUACAUCCGUUAAUAGCGGCUGGAUCGAAUAGAUGCGAGACCUUAAAGAGCUAUUUUGGUCUAACGUACGAACAGAUGACUGGAAAGAAUAUCACCUCUUUCUACGACUCGCUGGAAAUUGACCAUAUCACUAAGAAAGGGAGCAUCAAAUACAACAUGACCGAGUCCAGGAGGAUGAGUAGGCACCUUCCGAAUUUCCAUGGCACGGUGGUGUUAGUCCACGGUUUCCUGGAGAGUUCAGAUGGUGUGAUGGUGAAAGGGGUAGCGCCUGUGUUGAUGAAGAAACCAGGGUUGCUGCUGCUAGCCCUGGAUGGAAGGAAGCUGAUCAACCUGGAGUACUUCCGGUCGUCGACUUAUGCUAGAUUUAUGGGAGAGCAUCUCGGAGAAUUUUUGAAUGAUCUAGUGACAGCCGGUCAAGAUCCAUCGAAAAUCACUUUAAUCGGGCACAGCCUAGGUGCCCACAUAGCUGGCAUAGCUGGAAAAAAGUUUCGCCAGCUGACUGGUAAACAGAUCGGGCGCAUUACCGGCCUGGACCCCGCCGGGCCAUGCUUCAGCAAUGUCAGCGCCGCCGGUAGACUGGGCGCGGAUGAUGCUGAGUACGUCGAUGUGAUACAUACGAGCAGCGGCAUCUUAGGACAACGAGAACCUGUAGGUAAACAAACAACAAAAAAUAAGACAAAUACUUUACACAGGCAAGAUCCAUCGAAAUUCACAUUAUUCGGGCAGUCUAGGUAUUCAUAUAUCCAGUAUAGCUGGAAAAAAGGGUCGCCAUGUGACUGUUAAAGAGAUCGGGCGCAUAGCGGGCCUGGACCCUGCCGCGCCGCACUUCAGUAACGUUAGCACCGUCGCGUCGGUAGACUGGGUGCGGACGAUGCUGAGUACGUCGAUUUGAUACAUACGAGCGGUGGCAUACUUGGACAACUAGAGCCUGUACUGGCAGACAACCAGCGAAUUUACCUAAAUUAAACUUACUUAUUUAUUAAAAUAUAACAUACUGGUAUAACAUAACAUAACAUAACAUAUUUACAAAUCUCAUCGACUCUGCGGGCAUACUACAUCUUCUUUUCCGUUUAGCUUACCUAUACUGCGAAUGUUGUCUGGAAGAGGUCGCUUUUAGAGAUAAGACCGCCUUUGCCCAUAUAAUUGGUAAAUGUAUUCUUCGAACCUAUAUUUAUUUUGUAUGUGAGCAAUAAAGUGUUUAUUAUUAUUAUACUGGUAUAUUCUUUUAAGAAAGCAACAAAUUCUUAAUAUCAUGAACUUUGUAUUGCAUGUUUUUCUUAAAAUAAAAAAAAUAUAUGUACAGUAUAUUUUAUAUACAAAUUCAGUCUGUCUGAAUGUUAGGUUCCUACGCAUAACCUUGCUGAAUCGAUUUUCAUGACAAAGGCCACCCUUUGACGCAUAAGAGUAAUUGAAAAAGGGAAUGAAAGUUUG
This is a messenger RNA of Chilo suppressalis (striped riceborer), 1921 nucleotides long. Lineage: Eukaryota; Metazoa; Arthropoda; Insecta; Lepidoptera; Crambidae. The record is from the annotation of a GenBank genome assembly.